This is a messenger RNA of Temnothorax curvispinosus, 472 nucleotides long. RefSeq lists its product as uncharacterized. The record is from RefSeq and is a predicted model, not a curated record. NCBI's taxonomy places the organism in Eukaryota, Metazoa, Arthropoda, Insecta, Hymenoptera, Formicidae. Bases 30 to 332 code for a protein of 100 amino acids. The transcript is spliced from 2 exons.
GCGUAAGAACGAAACCGUCACGACACUGGAUGGGAACGGGCAACAGGUUCGUCGGCUUGCCCCCGAGCCCCGAGGAACGCGGCGCAGGUAAAGAGGUAAAAGGGGCGGAGGGGCGGGCCAGCCAGGCGAGCCAGGUAUUCCGAUAUCACUCUUCCCUUCUCGGUGGGUGGCUCAUCGACAACGAUGGAACGCCAUGCAGAUGGAUUCUCACGGUCCACGACGUGUGCGAAAGACUCCCAUCCGGAAGAGCCGAGUCAUUAUCAAGGAUAUCGACAGAUAUCAAGAAUAUCGCAUCAGUCAAAAGGAUCUCAUCGGAAAGAACUCGCAACUGAUUAAAAAAAAAGACUAAAUUAUUCGCGUUUGCUUCAAGAGAAACCAGAGAUAAAUAGAGAUAACGCGGAAUUGUAUUUUUAUAAUCGUUUUGUGAGAAAAAAAGUAUAAUGUAUCUGUAAUAUAUUUCGGUUUCUCAGAA